Triticum dicoccoides is the source of this 1502-nucleotide messenger RNA. RefSeq names its product probable protein phosphatase 2C 21. Gene Ontology annotation, molecular function: cation binding; protein serine/threonine phosphatase activity. Gene Ontology annotation, biological process: protein dephosphorylation. The coding region runs from base 235 to 1212 and encodes 325 amino acids. The record is from RefSeq and is a predicted model, not a curated record. The transcript is spliced from 12 exons. Lineage: Eukaryota; Viridiplantae; Streptophyta; Magnoliopsida; Poales; Poaceae.
GUCGCGGUGCUCUCACUUGGCUUCGCGGGAGGGGAGGGAGACGUCGUCGUCGUCGUCGGCGGCGGCGUCGGUUGCGUCUCCACUCCGCAGGAGUCGCAGCCGCAGGCACCGCCGCCUCCCUCCUCUCCGACGAGCUCAGCGCGGCGCCCCCCUCGCCGCGGAAUCCGCUGCUCCUCCCGCUUCCGCACGUCCGCUGGUCCAGUAUAUAAUUGUUUCAGCAAAAGCGAAUCCACCAUGGGUCAAGGUCCUUCCGUGAGCCAUGAGAAUAGCACAAUCGAAUAUGCUGCGGGAUCUAGGAAAGGAUCAAACUCAAAAGUUGAAAAUGCUCAUCGCACUAUCCUUGACUUAGAUGGCUCCAGCUCCACAUCAUUCUUUGGUGUUUAUGAUGGCCAUGGAGGAGCUGAUGUAGCAUUGUAUUGCGCUAAUAACUUCCAUAGAGUGCUGGUAAACGAUGGAGAUUAUAAGGAUAAUUUGGAUGUGGCACUGAAGCGUGCGUUUACCAGAAUGGAUGAGCAAAUGGACCAAAAUGAUGACUGGAGGACAUUGGCUAAUCCUCCUGGUGUUGGUGUCAAAUUGCUAUGUUUUCCGAGCACUCCCCCUCGUGUCCAGGGACCUCCAUACGUGGAAGGGAGCACGGCAUGCGUGGUUCUCAUUAGAGGAAACCAGAUCAUUAUUGGGAAUGUCGGCGACUCUUGUUGUGUACUCUCAAGGGAUGAUGGUCGGCAGGCAAUUGUCUUGUCGACCAAGCACACGCCAGAAGAUAAGGAUGAAAGAAGCAGCAUCGAAAAUGCUGGAGGGCAAAUACUCAGCGUUGGUGGUGCCGAUCUUGUAAAUGGGAUACUUCCCUGGACUAGAGCUAUUGGUAGCUUUCGUUUCAAGCCACCUUCUGCAGGACAUAUUGUGACAUGCACUCCGGACAUUCACAUUGAGGAUAUCACACAUGAUACUGAGUAUCUCCUUGUAGUAAAUUGUGCAUUCUGGGAUACUACUCCUAUCUCCAGUGAGAUGGCUGUCCAGUAUGUGAGGCAGUUAUCCGGGACCUAUAGUGUUGCUAGCAUGUGCGAUAGGCUUCUGAACCUUUGCCGCAGUCCGGUGGACAACUUGACGCUGAUACUGGUUUACUUCAAGCCGAGUGCCAGGCUCCCACGUCCGGCCCCGCCUGCUCCCACCAACUUGUCCGUGAGCGAGCUGCACGUAAGGAGCUCUGAUUGAAGUCUUGAUCGAGUAGGUAGAGAGAGCUCAUGGGUCUGGAAGUUCUGCAGUGCUAUAUGUUUCAUGUCUUGACGUGAUGCCUCUGUGUACGAGAAUGAUGAUAACAUGGCGUAGGUAGGAGUUAUUCAGCUUACACUAAUACUGAUUUCUGCAUGCUUGCUGAGAUCUGUUCAGGAGAUUUUGCCUUGGAGUUGGGUUUUUCACACGCUUUGUUUUCCGCGUUUGACCUGAUACUGUAAAUUCUAAGAAUUCCUCUGUGCUGCAGAGUACUAUGCCUUUCUGAAUCUGAA